This is a messenger RNA of Nanorana parkeri, 971 nucleotides long. RefSeq lists its product as uncharacterized. The coding region runs from base 153 to 971 and encodes 272 amino acids. Lineage: Eukaryota; Metazoa; Chordata; Amphibia; Anura; Dicroglossidae. The record is from RefSeq and is a predicted model, not a curated record. The transcript is spliced from 4 exons.
UACACCAGAAAUGUGGAAUUUGUUGUCGCUAUGAAAGUUCUGUCCACAUUUCUGAUGUGUCUCCUCUCCCAGGUCUCCUGUGUCUCCUGAUCACAUCUGUGUCAUCCGGACCGGUGUAUGUACAGAGCGGAGCGGACAUCACGGGAUGUGGUAUGACGUGUUCUGGACCUGAUGAUGAAGUCACUUGGGAGCUGUACAGACAUUGUGGAGGGAAGGAGAAGACAUUGCUGGAACGUCACUGUUAUUACAGCAAAACUAUAUCACAUGACCCCAGACUUCACCUGGACACAAGGAGCGGCUGCUGGAAGCUGACACCGGCCAGGAAGGAUGAUUCCUGUGUGUAUAAGAUCUGGUGUUACUGUGCUCCAAAUUAUCUACUGUCCUCUACAGACAUCCGUGUGCUGGAUCCGAUUCUCAUCUCCAACAUAACCAGUAACUGCAGCCGGCUGGGUCAGGACAUCGCUGUGAGCGUCCAGUACUCUGGAGAAGAGAGCGCUGUGACCUGGGAGGUGGACGGGGAGCCUCUUCCUGAGAGAUACCGGCUGAUAGAUGACAAUAGGACGCUGAUUAUCCCCAGUGUGCAGAGAGACGACGCCGAGAGGACAUUCCGGGUCAGGAUCACAAACCCGGUCAGUGAGGAGACCCGGGACCACCGGCUGGAGAUCAGAGAUUCCGAUUCAUAUAGAGGAAGGCCGGGUCUCAUUGUUGGUCUCGUUGUUGGUGUCUCGGGAAUAUCGGCAGCAGUGAUUUACAUCGUAUAUCUGAUCCAUUCCAGGAAGAAAGAGAAGAGCAAUCUAUAUGACACGGAGAGCGGGGCUGUGACCACUCUACAGAACGGAUCUUUGCCUCUCACCGCCCAGAGCGGAUCUCUGUCCUCUAUAGAGAAUGGACAUGUGUCUGUGACAGGAUAUGGACCAGUAUCUAAUGACCUGGCAGAUCCAAUUAUUGAUGAAACUGAAGAGAACGUAUAG